Messenger RNA from Dentiscutata heterogama, 1042 nucleotides. NCBI's taxonomy places the organism in Eukaryota, Fungi, Glomeromycota, Glomeromycetes, Diversisporales, Gigasporaceae. The record is from the annotation of a GenBank genome assembly.
GUAUAACAACAUUAUCAAAGAAGUGUUACAUAGUAACGGUAGUUUAUGCGAUUUGGUGAAGACUUUGGAUUCCCGAUUAGAAAAAGAGGCUGAGUGGAACUAUUUUUUUGAGUAUCAGACUCUGUCAAUAUGUGUUGGAAUAGCAUCUGUUAGUAGUGAAAUAUUGCCUGCUGUUGACUAUAUACUCUUAGAAUACUUGAUGCCACAAAUUCUUUCUAUCGAGCAUAUUGAAAUGGCACAGUGUUUAUACUUCGAUGCGACAUUAGUCAACUUAUCAGUAAUUGGAUUGGAUAACAAGAAUGAAAAUGUAGAUGAUCAAUUUACAGAAGAUGUUUAUGACGCGAAGCAGAUUUUACUUAAGUCAAUGAUAUCAAAAGUGGAUCAAAUUAAUAUUAAAGAGACCUGGCAAAUCACUGAUAAACGACCUGGAAACAGCCAGAGAAAACACUUUGUUAUUGUCCUUGAUUCUAUUUCUUAUAUGUGUACAUGUAUGUCAAAUAUAUCCCAUGGUAUUCUAUGCCAACAUUACUUUCAAGUAAUGUUGGUGUCACGAAUUUCUGGAUUUCAUAUUGGAAUAGUGGUAUCACGUUGGUAUUGUAAUAGCAAGAAAAAGAAAAUUGAUCAGGAAAAUGUGAUUUUUGCAAAUUCAGAUGCUAGUGAAGCUCAACAAGCAAUAAGCAAUCGAAGUGCAGCAGCCAGGCGUUCUAAAUUUGGUGAAAUUUGGGGUCUUGCGCGGCAAGCUGUACAAUUGGCUAUAGAAUGUGAUGAUAAUGAUAUGGAACUAUGGUUGAAAUGUUUUAUUAAUCAAAAGAAGCAUCUUUUAAUACAAAAUGAAGAGCCUAAAGACAGUGAUGACAGUAAAGAUAGCAAAAAGGAAAAUAAUUCUACAAUCAAAAAUCCAGCGAUUACCAAGUAUAGGGGCAGACCUGCGACUAAAAGAUUCAAGGCUGCUACAGAAAAGCCUCGCCAUCAGACGUAUACAUGUCGAAGCUGUGGUAAGACUAGGCACAAUAGUGCAAGAUGUCAAAAGAAAGGUGGUUAA